CAUGGUUAAAAAUUAGCUUCACAGUCUUUUCCCCAAACUUUAAAACAGCAAUGGCCCGCCCAUGCUCAGGAGCAAUUUCUGGCAUUGGCGGGCCAUGACUAUGGCACCAACGCGCCUCUCAACCACAAGCACCAUUCCAUGACCAUGAGCCCCACUGCCACUCUUCCUCACUCUGGUUUCUAUGGCCUCUCAAGCUCAGCCCUUCCACUGGCACUACACCGAGCUCGACGACAAGAAUUUCCAAGUCCACGGCCGAACACUCCUCUUCACAAUCAUCAUCUUCUCUCUAUUCCUCUUGUUCACCCUCCUCUGCCUCUACGCUAAAUGGGUCUGCCGCUAUCGCCAACGAUUCGCCACCGCCACCGCCACCGCCAACGCCAACGCCAACGCCAACGCCAACGCCAACGCCAACGCCAACGCCAACGCUAACGCUGCUGCCUUCUCUACCUCCAUCCCUCAACCGACGGCGCCACCGCUUCAAUCCAUUGGCCUCGACCCGGCCACGAUCCAUAGCUUGCCAAUCUUCUUGCACCGGUCCUCGACUUCCUCGGCCGAAGAAACCCAGUGCUCUAUAUGUAUUACUACAUUUGAAGACCAAGAGAAAGUUAAGGUGUUGCCUCAAUGUCGCCAUGCUUUUCAUCCCGACUGCGUCGACAAGUGGCUCAGUACCCAGUCCAGUUGCCCACUCUGUCGAGCAUCUCUCCGAGCUGAAGCUGUUUGUACUUCUUUAUGAUUCUCUCUUUUAAUUUCGUCUGUCUGUGAAGUUGUUUAUACAUCUUCAUCCUUUUUUCUACUGCCCAAUUGAUCGCAAUGUGUAUCAGUAUAUGUUUCAUCAUCUUUCUUGUUCUGUUUACUUUAAUUCCCUCUGUGAAGUCGUUUAUAUAAUACCUCUUCUUAUUCAUUUUCAUUUGGUAGUAAAACCCAUUUGUUCUGUCUCUGUCUUUGCGUCUCUCUCUCUAAGUUGCAAGGCCUUAAAGUGUUAAGGAAUCAGUGGAGCUGGUAAUUGAUAGCAAAA
Messenger RNA from Macadamia integrifolia, 1015 nucleotides. RefSeq names its product RING-H2 finger protein ATL66-like. The record is from RefSeq and is a predicted model, not a curated record. NCBI's taxonomy places the organism in Eukaryota, Viridiplantae, Streptophyta, Magnoliopsida, Proteales, Proteaceae. Bases 182 to 733 code for a protein of 183 amino acids. The transcript has a single exon.